UUUCUUGAAACUUCCUCUCUGUUUUGUCUACUCUCUAGGUCUUGUUCUUUAUGGACUUCCACCUUUGGAUUCCUUUAUUUUUAUAUUAGUGAGGAGUCAGGAAGGCUAGGAAUAGAUGCCAUGUUUUUAGCCAUUCUAAUCCUGUUCACUUCUGAGAUUUCUACCUGCUCAGUUUCAGACAGGCAUCCUGUCUUCAAGGUUUCUGCUUUAGUGCUGGCCACCAUCAACCUGCAGUCACAACAUGAGCUGCAGUUAUUAACCAACUUUCUCUUAAGUGUGCAGAGGGUUCAGCCCAAGAUGGUGAUGGAGUAUUGGACAGGGUGGUUUGACUCGUGGGGAGGCCCACACAACAUCCUGGAUUCUUCUGAAGUUCUAAAAACAGUGUCUGCCAUCCUCGAUGCUGGCUCCUCCAUCAACCUCUACAUGUUCCAUGGAGGUACCAACUUUGGCUUCAUAAAUGGAGCCAUGCAUUUUCAUGAAUAUAAAUCUGAUGUCACCAGCUACGACUAUGAUGCUGUGCUGACAGAGGCUGGGGAUUACACAGCCAAGUACUUCAAGCUCCGAGGUUUCUUUGGCUCUAUCUCAGGUGUCCCUCUUCCUCCCCAACCUGACCUCCUUCCCAAGACUGCAUAUGAGCCCUUGAGACCGAAUUUAUACCUGUCACUGUGGGACGCCCUGCAGUACAUGGAGGAGCCAGUCAAUUCUGAAAAACCAGUCAAUAUGGAGAACCUGCCAAUAAACAGUGGAAAUGGACAGUCCUUUGGGUACACUCUGUACGAGACCACCAUUGCUUCAUCGGGCAUCCUCAGUGGUCUUGUGCGUGACCGGGGACAGGAUGAGGUCCAGGCUGCCUCUCUACACGUGGGUGUUGGGAAGAAAGGGAGCAUGUUGGCCAAGUGCAUGGGGGCUCAGCAGGAAGGGAGCUCCAAGAUGGAGCCCGAGGACUGUGAGAAGAGCUGA
Messenger RNA from Leptonychotes weddellii (Weddell seal), 960 nucleotides. The record is from RefSeq and is a predicted model, not a curated record. Lineage: Eukaryota; Metazoa; Chordata; Mammalia; Carnivora; Phocidae.